Messenger RNA from Durio zibethinus, 886 nucleotides. The record is from RefSeq and is a predicted model, not a curated record. NCBI's taxonomy places the organism in Eukaryota, Viridiplantae, Streptophyta, Magnoliopsida, Malvales, Malvaceae.
AUGUCAUCAACCACACCAGAUAUCUCUUCUGCACUAUUUCAGUCGACAAGAAAUUCUUUUGCUAGCCAAAUUCUGUCAGAUGAUGAUAAUGAUUCAAUAAAUGAAACUUUAGAUGCUACUGAUGGCAACACAAAUAAAACACCAGUCAUCGAUACUGAUGAUAAGGAAUAUGAUGAUGCUAACCCUGAAAAGUGUGAGAAAAAUCAUUUGUCUUUUUUUAAAUCCAUUUUGAAGUCAAACUUAUCUUCAAGGAAAGUAGUAUUCCAAUACUCAGAGAAAGUCUUUGAAGAACUCCAUCCGGCACCGGAGAGAAUUGCAUCUGAAACCUCAGUGGAUUACGACAGAACUAAAGAGUUGAAGGAAUUUGAUGACACAAAAGCUGGUGUUAAAGGACUUGUAGAUGCUGGCAUAGUUAGCAUCCCCAAGAUGUUCAUACGACCAGCUGAGGAGCUUGCUGUUGAGGAACUGAAUUCCUGCCAGACAAACAUUAAAGUUCCGAUCAUAGAUCUAAGCAACAUCCAAGACGAUAGCUGGCGUAAGGAGAUUGUAGAUAAAGUUAGGAUUGCAUCAGCAGAGUGGGGGUUUUUCCAAGUAAUUAAUCAUGGUAUCCCUUUAAGUGUGUUGGAUGAGAUGAUUGAUGGGGUACGUAUGUUCAAUGAGAAGGAUUUGGAGUUGAAGAAAGAAUUGCAUAGCCGUGAGGCCACAAAGAAAGUGAGAUUCAACUCUAACUUUGAUCUAUAUAAAUCACUAACUGCUGAUUGGAGAGACACUAUGACCCUUUCUUUCCUUGACUCUGACUCUGACCCUGAAGAAAUGCCAGCAGUUUGCAGGUAACUAUGCACUAAUCUAGUUUCUUAGUUUUUUAUCUGCCUCUCAGUCAAAUCUU